Clunio marinus is the source of this 189-nucleotide messenger RNA. Lineage: Eukaryota; Metazoa; Arthropoda; Insecta; Diptera; Chironomidae. The record is from the annotation of a GenBank genome assembly.
AUGCCAUGUUUUUUCGACGAAAGCCAGGCAAUCCCUCAUACCAAAUUGACGCAAGCAAUUGCUGUACGAUGUCAAUUCAGAACGUUGGAACCUGAAAAAACAAUCCAUCAUCCGACAGCCGAUAAGUAUGAUAUUGCAAUGCAAUGUUUUCAGAAACCAUUGAGAAUUCAUCAAGUAUUGCGUGAAUAA